Messenger RNA from Brachypodium distachyon (stiff brome), 1694 nucleotides. Its product is annotated as putative transferase At4g12130, mitochondrial. The transcript is spliced from 5 exons. NCBI's taxonomy places the organism in Eukaryota, Viridiplantae, Streptophyta, Magnoliopsida, Poales, Poaceae. The record is from RefSeq and is a predicted model, not a curated record. Gene Ontology annotation, molecular function: protein binding. Gene Ontology annotation, cellular component: mitochondrial matrix. Bases 49 to 1317 code for a protein of 422 amino acids.
UUGCCCCAAAAACCCGCAAGCGCAGCGACACACCACGGCCAUCCCAUCAUGCCGCUCCCGCUGAGCCACCUCGCCCGCCGCCGCCUCCUAGUGCCGCGCGGCCCCGCCGCCACCGACGGUCUCCGCCGGCGCUUCCUCCACACGAGCCCGCCGACGGACCCAGACGUCCUCGCGUGCCGGCUGGCCUCCCGCGCCGUGGUCCGCUUCCGUGGCCCGGAGGCGGCGCGGUUCCUCAACUCGCUGCUCACCAACGACCUCCUCGCCUCCCGCUUCUCCUCGUCCUCCCCGUCCUCCCAGCCGCAGCGGUUCGCGCCCACGCCUAACGUCCCCGCGCGGGCGCCGCCCCCCGCCUACGCGGCGCUGCUCACGCCCCAAGGGAGGUUCCUCUACGACCUCUUCCUCUACCGCCCGGCCCCGCGGUCGCAGAUGCUCGACCGCACCGGCUCCGCGCCCGAGACCGGCGAGGCGCCCCGCGGGGAACAGGAGGAGGAGGACGGAGGGGAGGUGCUCGCCGACGUCGACGCCAACGAGGUCGACGACCUCCUCGCGUGCUUCAAGAGAUACCGGCUAAGAAACAAGGUUGAGAUAGAUAAUGUAAGCGAGGAGUUUUUGUGCUGGCAAAGAUUCGGAAGCAACGUGGCACAUUCUGAAUCUUCUACUCAAGAACCUGAGGCUGAAUCCAUUGGAUGGGGGCAAGGGACUGACCUUGCUGCCGAGUCAUCUGCACAAGGGAAUGGUCAUGGGUGGCAGUGGCUCAAAGAUCCUCGACUCGAUUAUCUUGGGUAUAGAGGGAUAUUUCCAGCUGAUACAAUACCACCACUUGUUGAGUCUGACAAAGAAGCAGACGAACGGCAUUACUUACUUUGGCGAAUAGAGAAUGGAGUUGCGGAGGGCUCAACUGAGAUACCAAAAGGUGAAGCAAUUCCACUCGAGUACAACCUUGCUGGCCUGAAUGCUAUUUCAUUUGACAAGGGUUGCUACAUCGGGCAGGAGCUCAUCGCACGCACACACCACCGCGGUGUCAUUAGGAAGCGCCUGAUGCCCUUAAAGUUUGUAGAUGAAAACGACCAAGAACUAGAACAAGCUGUUGCUCCAGGCUCCGACGUCAUGGACGAUGUUUCUGGUAAUAAAGUCGGUACAGUGAGCACAGCUCUUGGCAGCCGUGGAAUGGGCCUGUUGCGGCUCGAAGAAGCACUGAAGCAUAAUUCGUCCCUCGCCAUCAGCAACAACACGGGUGUUAGAGUCAAGGCAAUUAAACCAGACUGGUGGCCUGCCGAGUGGACACAGGCCCUAGAACAGCAGAGUGCAGUCGCCUGAUAGCUGCAGUUUCAGUACCUGAUCCGAAAAUUCCAGCGAAGUGAAGCUCUUCGGAGUUUAGAGAGGCAAGCCUGUAGGAUUUGGCUGCGUUAAGCAGAGGCCCCCGUUAGCGGAGCUGUUUCCGACAGUUAAGCAGAGGUUACUUGACCAAAUGUUUGUUCUGUGGUGUACCAGUGCUGAACCUAAUAUCUUCUUCACUGCCUUCACCAGUUCACUUGUAUCAGUGAUAGAUCAUAGACCAUGAAUAAACGGACGUGUACAGAGCAGUUGAUCCAAACACUCGAAAAACUCAAAUAAGUUGCCCUGUUCAGGGUUUGUUACUUGUCCAGCAAACAUGUUCUUUUGGAACAGUCAGAAGCGGAUGUUCUGGUUUCGUA